AUGGAAAGCGUUUCCGCCAUAAUUUUGGGCUUGAUCCUGAUGUUACCGCUGCUCGUACAACUGCAGACGCUUGUCCUGCGGCAUCCUCGGAAGUUACUCGAGGCGCUGCGAUGCCGCUUGAUGGAAAGCGCGGACGACGCCCGACGUGGCAGGCGUAAUCUGGUCCAGCACUAUCCCAAGUUGCCGGAUCUGUUAAACUCCAAUUCCGAGUCCAGGAUGCUGGUGUGCCUGACGCGGACCGUUCUCUCGUUACCCACCGUGCCGCGUGCCGUGCAGUCCGUCGACCGGCAGCAGCGGCCCGUUAGAAAAACGGUCCCGCUGGCGCAGCACUCGUCGUCCUUCGUGGCGACGCGAAUCGAGCUGCCGGUGGUGGAUAUAACGUGCACCUACAACUCGUACCGUUACAAGACCGUCGAGGAGAGCCUGAGGGAGCGAUACGGCCCGGCGAAUUACCCGCCGGGCGAGGUGGUGCUGAAUUACAUUCAAUUAAACACGCCGGACUCGAGGACGAGACACGAGGAUAGCGUCGGGGACGAUCUUCUGGAUUUUUUCAACGGCAACCACACCGGCACGUACUCGUCGUCGGUGGCCACGAAGCUGGAGACGGAAUACCUGAAUCUCCUGGAUCAUUUCGUAUUGAGGGAACGGGGGAGAGCUCUGACCGCGGGCAAGUUUACCGAGACGCCUUCGUUUGCGGAUGAAAGAAAUCUUGAACUGUCGUUUCGCGCCGGUACAUGGAGCCAAUCUACCCUGAGAAGUUCACUCGCUCAGGAAAGGGAAUCCGGGUCGUCUGGCAAUCAACGUCCCUCGAAAGGUAUUGAAUACAGCCAAGGCGGCGGCGCAAAUAGACGUCUCAGCAGCUUGCAGAGAGUGCUUAGGCGAUAGUGCGAAGCGGUUCGAUCGCGAGGAUAGGCGGUAAUCCCAUCUGCGAAUCUUGGCCAGCCGGGCAAUCUGUCAUGAAGUUGGGAGAAAACACACAGGAAAAUGGAGCUGCAAACAUAUUUACAAAUCGUACCUACGGCAUCUAACAGAUAAGAUGGCUCUAUAUAUUCAGAUUUGCAACUGG
Temnothorax curvispinosus is the source of this 1066-nucleotide messenger RNA. RefSeq lists its product as uncharacterized. The record is from RefSeq and is a predicted model, not a curated record. The transcript is spliced from 4 exons. Lineage: Eukaryota; Metazoa; Arthropoda; Insecta; Hymenoptera; Formicidae. Bases 1 to 885 code for a protein of 294 amino acids.